GCGGGGCGGCGCAUGCGCACCACUGGCGGCCGCUAUGGCGCUGCCGUGCUCCCUGAAUCGGUACCUGCUGCUCAUGGCGCAGGAGCACCUGGAGUUCCGCCUGCCGGAAAUAAAGUCUUUGCUUUCACUUUUUGGAGGUCAGUUCACUAAUAAUCAGGAAACUUAUGGAAAGUCUCCUUUUUGGAUACUUACUAUUCCCUCUGAAGAUAUUGCCAGAAACUUAAUGAAACGGACAGUGUGUGCCAAGUCCAUAUUUGAGCUGUGGGGUCAUGGGAAAUCUCCAGAAGAGCUGUAUAGUUCUCUCAGAAACUACCCCGUGGAGAAGAUGGUUCCAUUUCUACAUUCAGAUUCUACAUAUAAAAUAAAGAUUCACACAUUCAAUAAAACAUUGACACAAGAAGAAAAAGUCAAACGAAUAGAUGCUCUUGAGUUUCUGCCAUUUGAAGGAAAAGUAAAUUUAAAGAAGCCACAGCAUAUAUUCUCUGUUUUGGAGGAUUAUGGUUUGGACCCCAACUGCAUUCCUGAGAAUCCACAUAAUAUUUAUUUUGGUAGAUGGAUUGCAGAUGGACAGAGAGAGCUUAUAGAGUCAUACAGUGUCAAAAAGAGACACUACAUUGGAAAUACAAGCAUGGAUGCUGGUUUAUCAUUCAUCAUGGCCAACCAUGGAAAAGUAAAGAAAAAUGAUAUUGUCUUUGAUCCGUUUGUUGGAACAGGUGGCCUUCUGAUAGCAUCUGCUCAUUUUGGAGCGUAUGUGUACGGGACAGACAUAGACUACAACACAGUUCAUGGCUUGGGAAAGGCUAGUAGGAAAAACCAGAAAUGGAGAGGACCAGAUGAAAACAUUAGGGCAAAUCUCCGUCAGUAUGGGUUAGAGAAGUAUUACCUUGAUGUCCUGGUUUCUGAUGCAUCCAAACCUUCCUGGAAGAAGGGCACAUAUUUUGAUGCAAUCAUCACUGAUCCUCCAUAUGGUAUCAGAGAAUCUACACGAAGAACAGGUUCACAGAAGGAAAUCCAGAAGGGGAUAGAAAAAUGUCCAGAAAGCCAUGUUCCUGUUUCCUUGAAUUAUCAUCUGAGUGAUAUGUUUUUUGACCUGUUAAACUUCGCAGCUGAGACCCUCACAUUAGGUGGAAGACUAGUCUAUUGGUUACCAGUAUACACACCAGAGUACACUGAAGAGAUGGUACCCUGGCAUCCUUGCCUGAAACUUAUUAGCAACUGUGAGCAGAAGCUUUCUAGUCACACAGCAAGGCGCUUGAUAACAAUGGAAAAGGUGAAGAAUUUUGAGGCUUGAGAAGAAAGAACAAAACAUCUGCCGUAUCUCAUGUCUAGAUCAGAACAGAAUUGAUAUGAGUAACGCCUUAUAAUGGAGCUUGACUAAAUGCAAAGAAUGCUCUUUGGAUUGUACUUGACCUGGAUUGACAACGGAAGCCCUCCCAAAUUUACUGGAAACUUGGGCAAGCUUCAUCUUUGCUUUGGGUCUAUAGGGUGAACAGAAAAGACCAGAGUGUGACUGCCUUAGAAUUUAGCGAUGUGGGCAUCUUUUCAUGCCUGUUGACCAUCUAUCUGUAUGUUUUCUUUGGAAAAAUUUUUAUUUAGAUCCUCUUCCCUUUUUUAAUCAGAUUUUUUUUUUUGCUAUUGAGUUGUAUGUGUACUUUAUAUAUGUUGUAUAUUAACCCUGUAUCUGAUAUAGGGUUUUUUCUUGUGAUGUCUUUGUCUAGUUUUGGUAUCAGGGUAAUGCUGGCCUUUGAGUUUUAAUUCUUCUUUGAAUGGUUCUUAGAGCUCACCAAUGAAGCCAUCUGGUCCUGGACUUUCGUUGGGAGGUUUUUGAUUUCCGAUUUAAUUUCCUUAUUAGUAAUCUGUCUGUUCAGAUUUUCUGUUUUCUUCAUGACUCAGUCUUAGAAGGUCGUAUGUUUCUAGGAAUUUAUUUACUUAUUCUAUGUUGCCCAGUUUGUUGGUGUGUAAUUGUUUAUAGUAGUCUCUUAUAAUCUUUGUAUUUCUGUGGUAUCACUUAUAAUGCCUCCUUUUUCUUCUGAUUUUAUUUCAUUUCUAUUUUAAUUGUGGACAAUUUCACAGUUUCAUUCCCUUGAGUUUAAUUUAAGAAAGUCUAGUAUUCCAGAUUUAUAAUAUUUUUCUAAGCAAAUUAAUUUGAUACUGAGAAGAACUAGAGAAUGAUAUAAGGAUGCUUCUGAGAAUUUUUCUUCUACAUGAAAAUGAUAAGGGCACUCACCUUAGAUAUUUUUAAAGCUUUAAAGCAGUAUUAAUUUUUGUUUGGUUGCUUUUUAUCAUUUUUCCUUUUAAAAUUUAUUUUUUUAAAGGAUAAAGACUAAUACUCAAGUAACUUUUGAGAUGUCUUAUAAGAUCAAAUUUGAUCAGUGAGUUUUAACUAGUAUGGGAUUUACUAUAACUUAAAAUACUCUCUUGUUAAAUUCAUCAUGCUUGGUUUUUAAUUAAUUACUUCAUUUCUACCUUCUGUUUGUAUGGCGAGAAGUGUAUAUAAUUGCAGCAAGAUCUCAGUCCUUUAUAAUGCAAGUGAUGACAUAAAAUUGUCAAACAGUUCUCACACGCGUCUAACAAAUUAUUCUUGGACUUGUUCAGUGUUGUUGAUUUUGGCAAUGGAAGACUAUUAAUUUUAGAUUUUUACACUUUUGUAUAUGUAUCUCUUCAUUUUUGAUUUGUCACUUGUUAGGUUUAACUUCAGUAUGACUUUUGGCCCACUUGCUAGGUUAUUAUAAAAUGUUCUUUCUUUCCCUCUU
This is a messenger RNA of Myotis myotis, 2753 nucleotides long. It is a transcript of the gene TRMT11, whose product is annotated as tRNA methyltransferase 11 homolog. The record is from RefSeq and is a predicted model, not a curated record. Gene Ontology annotation, molecular function: nucleic acid binding. The transcript is spliced from 13 exons. Gene Ontology annotation, biological process: methylation. Gene Ontology annotation, cellular component: cytoplasm. Lineage: Eukaryota; Metazoa; Chordata; Mammalia; Chiroptera; Vespertilionidae. Bases 35 to 1291 code for a protein of 418 amino acids.